AUGGUACGUAUUGGUUUUGUAUUGGAUCAUAUCAGUGGAUCAGAUAUCAAUUGGCUGUUUGAAACAAUUGAUGAGGUGUUAUCAAGAGACAAUCACAGUUUAGAAGAAUUAUUAAGACAAGAUUAUCGGACAGAAAACCCAAAUCAUGCUAUUGAUAUCCUACUAUUAAUUAAUAUUAAAAACACUUACCAUUUAGAUGAUCUAUUAGGUAAAAUAUAUAGUAACGUUAGAGAUAUUCUUAUGCAGAGAGACCUGACUUUAUUACCUUUAAAUGUGCUAUUAGGCAAUUUCAACAAACAAGAUUUAUAUUGGGACCACAUAUUUCUGUUAGAUCCAUCAAUACUAAAUAACUACGAUAUCCAGUUUGGUACACUUGAGAAAAUAAUACAUUCCUCUUUAAAGAUGGAUGAUAGUAAUAGCAUUAACAACAAUAACACCCAGGCAAGUACUAUAGAUCAAUAUUCAAAGAAUCCAAACCAGUCAGUAGAUCAAGAUAGAUAUAAAAUGACAGCUGUUGGUGGUACAUUUGAUCACAUACAUGAUGGACAUAAGAUUCUGUUGACUAUGGCUGCAUUCUUGACUUCAAAGAGACUGAUUAUUGGAUUGACAGAUGAAGAAUUGUUAGUCAAUAAAAAAUUCAAAGAGUGCAUGGAAUCUUUUAGUAAACGAGAAGAUAAUGUACUCGAGUUUUUACACAUUUUAAAACCACAAUUAUUAGUUGACAUUAUCCCACUACAUGACGUGUGCGGACCCACCGGAACUGUACCGGAGAUUGAAUGUCUAAUAGUCAGUAGAGAGACCGUAAAGGGUGGGGAGAUUGUUAAUAGGACUCGUCGGGAACGUGGAUUUAAUGAGUUAAAAAUUAUAGUAGUCAAUGUCUUAGGUGGUGAUGAGAGAGAUGGUUGGAAAGAGAAAUUGAGUAGUACGGAGAUUAGAAAAAUUCUAUCAACACAGGCUUCGACUAAAUAA
This is a messenger RNA of Arxiozyma heterogenica, 969 nucleotides long. RefSeq names its product putative pantetheine-phosphate adenylyltransferase (gene CAB4). Gene Ontology annotation, biological process: coenzyme A biosynthetic process. Bases 1 to 969 code for a protein of 322 amino acids. The record is from RefSeq and is a predicted model, not a curated record. Gene Ontology annotation, molecular function: dephospho-CoA kinase activity. NCBI's taxonomy places the organism in Eukaryota, Fungi, Ascomycota, Saccharomycetes, Saccharomycetales, Saccharomycetaceae. The transcript has a single exon.